Messenger RNA from Talaromyces stipitatus ATCC 10500, 1314 nucleotides. RefSeq names its product RTA1 domain protein. Gene Ontology annotation, cellular component: membrane. NCBI's taxonomy places the organism in Eukaryota, Fungi, Ascomycota, Eurotiomycetes, Eurotiales, Trichocomaceae. The transcript has 2 exons. The coding region runs from base 1 to 1314 and encodes 437 amino acids. The record is from RefSeq and is a predicted model, not a curated record.
AUGAAAAUGCAUCUCAUCACACUUAUGGUGCCGUUACUGGCAUCAAUCCAGACCGUCCAUGCUAUACCACUCGAAACACCUGCUCCAACUUCGCUAUCCAUUUCAACAUCGCUGCUCAAGACUUCUAUACCAACUAUAUCUCCUAAUACUUUGGCCCGGCGAGACACCACUUCCUCUGCGUCUACAACCCAGAUGGAUUCCUCUCCCAUCCAAACCCUAGAAGCAACCGAUUCAUGCACACCAACUAUCGCCCCCGACAAAAAUGGUUACGUUCCUCCAACAGAGUGUAACGCUCUGUACAACUAUUACCCGUCUUUUGCCACUGCAGUGGCUUUCAGCGUAUUGUUCGGAAUUAUCCUGGUGACACACAUUGUGCAAAUGUUUGUGUAUAAGACUGGAUUUGUUUGGGUUAUCGUCAUGGGUAUUGCCUGGGAGUUUGGUGGAUAUUUGGUGCGCGCUUUUAGCACAAAGCAUCAGCAGAGUGAGGGUAUGGUCACUGUAUCGCAGAUUUUGAUUUUAUUGGCGCCGUUAUGGGUUAACGCAUUCGAUUACAUGAUCCUCGCACGAAUGAUAUGGUUCUUCAUCCCCGAGAAACGCAUCUGGUUCUUCAAACCUUCUCUUCUAGCAACAAUAUUCGUCUGUCUCGAUUUCGGCUCUUUUGUCGUUCAAGCUAUUGGCGGCAUGAUGGCGACUCCCGGAGCCGGUGCAUCUACAAUCCAGACUGGUCUGCAUAUAUACAUGGGCGGAAUUGGUGUACAGCAAUUUUUCAUUUGCUGCUUUUUGGUGUUGGCGGUUCAGUUUCAUCGGGAGAUGCAUCAUUUGGAGCGGCUAGGUGUUUUGUCCGGUGAGAAGAGGAGGUGGAAGGGAUUGCUGUAUAGUCUGUAUUUCAGUCUGAUUGCUAUCACUGUGCGGAUUAUUUAUCGGUUGAUUGAGUUCACGUCCGGGGUUGGGCUCAAUAAUCCAGUCACCACGCAUGAAUGGUUCAUGUAUGCAUUUGAUGCAUUCCCCAUGUUGCUCGCUGGGGGUGUAUGGUGUGCCCUCUACCCGGGGAAGAUUUUGACAGGACCAGAUGCAAAGUUACCGUCCAGUGGACUAGGACGAAUUCUGUGCUGCGGUUAUUGUUGUUGUUGCUGCUGUCGAAGAGGACGGAAGAAGAAGGUGGCUGUUUCGCGGGGUAGUGAGCGUCAGGAGUUGGAGGAAUUGAGACUGGAGGAAUAUCAUUGGGUUAAUCGGGAGUCUUAUACAAGUGCCUCGUCGAAUUGGGAGCCAAAUAAGAAUAUGGCGUAUGAGCCGUAUCGAUCGCAGGGUUUAUGA